CCGCCGCCGCCGCCGCCGCCGCGAUGCCGCGGGUGUACAUCGGCCGCCUGAGCUACCAGGCCCGGGAGCGGGACGUGGAGCGCUUCUUCAAGGGCUACGGAAAGAUCCUGGAGGUGGAUCUGAAGAACGGGUAUGGCUUCGUCGAGUUUGAUGACCUGCGUGACGCGGACGACGCCGUGUACGAGCUGAAUGGCAAGGACCUCUGCGGCGAGCGUGUCAUCGUGGAGCAUGCCCGGGGUCCCCGGCGCGACGGCAGCUAUGGCUCGGGACGCAGCGGCUACGGCUACAGGCGCAGCGGGAGAGACAAGUACGGCCCCCCGACGCGCACGGAGUACCGGCUCAUCGUCGAGAACCUGUCGAGCCGCUGCAGCUGGCAGGACUUAAAGGAUUAUAUGCGCCAGGCAGGAGAGGUCACGUACGCAGAUGCACACAAAGGGCGCAAGAAUGAAGGCGUCAUUGAGUUCGUGUCGUAUUCAGACAUGAAGCGCGCGCUGGAGAAGCUGGAUGGGACUGAGGUCAAUGGCAGAAAAAUUCGAUUGGUUGAAGACAGGCCUGGCUCCCGGCGACGCCGCUCCUAUUCCAGAAGUCGGAGCCACUCGAGGUCUCGUUCCCGAAGCCGACAUUCUCGCAAGAGCCGGAGCCGCAGCGGGAGCAGCAAGAGCAGCCGCUCCAAGAGCCGGUCCCGGUCCAGGUCUGGUUCCCGCUCGAGAAGCAAAAGCCGGAGCCGGAGCCGUGGCAAAAAGGAGAAGAGCCGCAGCCGCAGCGCCGAUGGGCCCCGGGGCGAAAACUUAGACAAAGCGCUGGAGAAGAAAGCCCAGAAUAGCCAAGGCGGCGGCCCGGUGGGCAGCCGGAGCCUCAGCCAGGGGAAGAGCCGGAGCCGGAGCCGGAGCAAAGACGGGCCGGAGAAGGGGGACAGGGAGGGCGGCGCCCACGGCCGCAGCCAAGAGGAGAGCGUCAGCAAGGCCCGCAGCCGCAGCCGCAGUGGCAGCAGGGACAAGAGGAAAGGGAGGAAGAGGAGCCGAGAGCGGAGCCGGACCCGGAGCCGGAGCCCCAGCAAGGGGGAGAAGAGCAAGAAGCGCAGCAAGCGGGAUGCCAAGCCAGAUGGCAAGAAGAGAAAGAAGGACGACGUAGGGGCCUCCCGCUCGAGAUCCCGCUCUGGGUCCAAGGACGAGGAGGCGGGGGCAGGGCGCCCCAAGGGUGAGGCCGACAAGGAGGAGAGCAGGGGGGCUGCGGGGGCCUCCGAGCCCGGCCGGGAGCCCCGCUCCACUUCUAAAUCGCAGCCAAACCGGAAAGCAGAGUCUCGCUCCAGGUCAAAAUCGCAGCCUUGCUCGGCCUCCCGCUCACCCUCCCCAUCUCGGUCCAGAUCCCGCUCUCGGUCCUAACUGGGCCACGCCCCUUUCUCCUGCCCACCGGGACUCCAACCCUCCAAUCCCACUCUGAGUCUUUUGUAACGUUUGGUAGUUGUAACCCAAGUGUUUGCAGUAGAGCACAUGUCGAUGCUGUACAGUUUUAACCUCCUGGUGUGUCUGCGACUGGCAGAUUCCAGAGUGUCCUCCUUGCCAGACCCAGAGGAGGAGGGCGAGGCUGGGGGCGGAGGGCGGGGCGGGGGUGCCAGCCUGAGGGUGGCCAGGGCCCCGACUUCCCAGAUGCGGAGACCCGACCCCCGGGGCGCGGUGGGCAGAGUCGGUGGCCGGUCGGUCGGUCGGUUGUCCGUCCGGUGACCGUGGCCAUUUGUGCCCUUGCCGUGUGAAGUUCGCCAUUUAGUGAAAGUGCUGAGUUUUAGGUUUCAUAAAAUUUUUUGUUUCCUCUUUUGGGACUUACAGAAUUGUGAAUAGCACAGUCAAGGAGACUGACCCCUGCUGCAAUCCUUAGGAAAGCCACUGUAGACUUCCAUAUUACGGUCUUGUGAUGAUAUUCUUGUUUUAUAUUAAAAACAAAGGGUUUUUUUUUUUAUUUUAUUUUUCCCCGUCUUGCAAGGUUCAGUGACCCCCGUUUCCAUGAAAUUUGAAUAAAGACUAUUUUUGCUUGACAAAA
Messenger RNA from Tachyglossus aculeatus (Australian echidna), 2034 nucleotides. It is a transcript of the gene SRSF4, whose product is annotated as serine and arginine rich splicing factor 4. Lineage: Eukaryota; Metazoa; Chordata; Mammalia; Monotremata; Tachyglossidae. The record is from RefSeq and is a predicted model, not a curated record. Gene Ontology annotation, molecular function: mRNA binding. Gene Ontology annotation, biological process: alternative mRNA splicing, via spliceosome; mRNA splice site recognition. Gene Ontology annotation, cellular component: nucleus; ribonucleoprotein complex; cytoplasm.